Molecule: messenger RNA, 726 nt
Organism: Phlebotomus argentipes
Lineage: Eukaryota; Metazoa; Arthropoda; Insecta; Diptera; Psychodidae
Product: probable RNA-binding protein 18
Exons: 4
Coding region: 79-669 (196 amino acids)
Molecular function (GO): RNA binding
Source: RefSeq, a predicted model, not a curated record
GUUUUCCAGCUGUCAUUCGAGAGACGCAAAAGCGCAGCAAAAACAUUAGGAAAAAAAAUCAAUUUCUCCAGCGUCAACAUGGAAAAGAAUCCAGAGGCUGCAGAAAAGCGACUGUGGAUCGGGAAUCUCGACACGAGAGUGACUGAGUAUCAACUCGUGAAAAUUCUGCAAAAAUACGGUGAUAUCGAAAACUUUGAACUGGUAUACCAUCGCACGGGACCCCAAGCCGGUCAGUCCAGAGGAUACGCCUUCGUGACGUACAAAACCAGACAAAACGCUGCCACGGCGAUACAGAAACUCACCGGGAAGCAGAUUGACGGACGGAGCAUAGCUGUGGGCCUGGCGAAGACGUUCAGUGAGAACGAAGACAGGUUCAAGACGAGAAUCGAAAUUCCCGCCCUUGGAGGGGCAGCCGGAAGCUCAUCAGGCGCAUCUGUGGACAGGAAGAAGAUUGCCAUUCAGGCAAUUGAGGCGAAGCUCAAAGUGCUGGAAUCUCAGCGGUCAGGAGAUGACUUCGAGGUGAACAAGAGUGUCUCCAGUGAAGCUUCACUUAUUCAGCGUUACCAGUUCAACAAGGGACAGGAGAGAUCUCACAGAGGCACUCUGGCCAGUCGCCAGAGGCAGAGACACAAACAUUCCGGACCUUAUCAUCGGCACACGAAGCGCUGAGGCUCUUUUAUUACCAUCUAAACCUAGAGAAUCUAAAUAAAAAUUUUCCGUGUUCAA